AUGAAGCUGUCUCUCCAUCUCGGUGCUUCACAGCUCACCUUCCUCUCCCUCACCCUCCUCUUCCCCAUCCCACCGACCGCCACCACGCACCGCCAGCCAGUCCCUGCCCUUCAGGCCACGGCGGACAGACGAGACCUGGAGUCGACGCUGCAGCACCUCUACUCUGCCCUGAAGGAUCCGGGGGAAACCAAACCUCUGCCAGAGAGGAAUCAGGACCAGGAGAAGGAGAGGGACGAGCCCUGGGCGGAGGAGAUGCUGCUGAGGGCGCAGAGGAGAGACCUCAUGGACCUGGCGGAGUCUCUGUUUCCCGGGGAUAACUCUGUGGAGAGCAUGCACUAUCCGGGAGGAGAAGAAGGGCUGAAGAGAAACGACGCUCUCACCUCCUUUGCUGGAGGCCUCCAAGCUGUCAGCCGUGAGAAAGGAGGAUUUGGCUUCCGAUUUGGGAGAAAAAGGUGGACAAAAAGGGGAUGGAGGGACGGAGAAGAGGGUAGUGACGACAGCAAAUGAGAGCGACAGGAAGGGGCGUUUUGUCGGGGUUAGAGCAGGAACUGGCAGGAGGAAAUGAGGGUGAAACUUUAAGAUGAUAAAGGAAAAGUUGCCUGAUGCUUUGCUGCCUGUUCAAGUAAGAAACAAUCAAAUAUGUUAUGUUCAAACAACACAAUCUCAAUAUAUUCAAAGUUUAAAAUAACUUUACACAAAGCAAACAGCAACCACAACACCAGUAAUCUACAGUACACAUAACAUGCAAAGUUAUACAUUCAAUUUUUACCUUUUUUUCCUGAUAUAUAUUAAGUUUUCAUGUUUUUUUCUAAACUUUGCCAUGAGGUUGGACUGAACAUGCACAUGCAUUAAUUAAACCAUGCACAACAAUGAAAUUAUGACGGAAAGGAAAAGGUUUUCUCUGGGCUUAAUUCCUGUGCCCCUGAUUACCAGAAGAGAGACACAUUUAUUUUGAAUGCAGAGAAAGCAAAUAAAAAGACGUGGCAUGAUCAGCCAGCUUCGAAUUAUACAGGAAAAUGUACUAAAGUAAAUGUACGUAUGAGUGUCACCUCCAAAGUCAGUGUGAUAGGAUGUGUACAUAACGGCAGGAGGCAUUUGCAACUGUGCUGUUUUUCUGA
This is a messenger RNA of Cololabis saira (Pacific saury), 1118 nucleotides long. It is a transcript of the gene qrfp, whose product is annotated as pyroglutamylated RFamide peptide. NCBI's taxonomy places the organism in Eukaryota, Metazoa, Chordata, Actinopteri, Beloniformes, Belonidae. Bases 1 to 507 code for a protein of 168 amino acids. The transcript has a single exon. The record is from RefSeq and is a predicted model, not a curated record.